AUGGAACCCGAAGCCCUCAACAAGAGGACCAAGCUCGGCGUCACGUCCGGCGUCUACAUCCCGGUAUGCCUCAAUAUUCUCAGCAUUCUCAUGUUCUUGAGAUUCGGCCUGCUUCUCGUUGCCUAUCUCGUAGACUUUGUGACCACUCUUUCGCUCUCCGCUAUUGCUUCCAAUGGAGAGGUCAAGGGCGGAGGUGCCUACUACCUCAUCUCACGAUCUCUCGGUCCCGAGUUCGGCGGCUCUAUCGGCCUGCUCUUCUACCUCGCUCAGGUCUUGAACACGGCCCUCAACGUUGUCGGUCUUAUUGACUGCAUUAAACUCAACUUUUACGAUGUCAUGCCCCAUGGAUACUGGUGGGACUAUCUCUUUGAGACGGUUGCUCUGGUGGUGUGCACUGGGCUUUGCCUUGCUGGAAGCUCCAUCUUUGCCAAAGCCAGCAACGCGCUUCUGGUGGUGCUUGUCGUCGCCAUCCUCAGCAUCCCCUUCUCAGCCGUGUUCAACCCAGCCUUCAUUGAUGCGGACAAGGGGAUCGAGUUCACGGGCGUGAGUCUUGCAACCCUGAAGGCAAACCUCUUUCCACACACUACCGGCAUGGAGUAUGCCGGUUUUGAUACUUUUAGAAGUCUCUUCGGUGUCUUGUUUCCGGCAACUUCGGGUAUCUUUGCCGGUGCGUCCAUGUCGGGAGACCUUCGAAACCCCAGCAAAUCCAUUCCUCGUGGAACACUAUGGGCCAUGUUCUCGACCCUCAUUGCCUACUUGCUGGUGAUCUUUUCUUUGGCGUCUAGCACAACUCACAGCUCGUUUCUCCGGAACGGCAACGUUAUUCAGGAAACAAAUGUCUACCCUCCCAUCAUCUUUGCCGGAGAGUUCGCCACGACCUUCUUCUCGGCCCUCAUGGGAGUGAUUGGCUCUGCAAAGCUCAUGCAAGCUCUCGCCAGAGACAAGUUAUUCCCGGGUCUGUCAGUAUUCGGCAAGGGGACGAAAAAGGCGGACGAGCCUAUCGUUGCCAUCUUUUUGACCUACAUAUGUGCCCAGAUGGCCAUGUUUGCCAACCUUAACCAGAUCGCCACCUUGAUCUCCAUGGGAUAUCAGAUGACCUUCUUCGUCAUGAAUCUUGCGUGUUUCCUUCUCAAGAUUGGCUCGGCGCCCAACUUCAGACCGGGCUUCAAAUUCUUCAACUGGCAAACGGCCUUCAUUGGCAGCAUCCUCUCGGCCGCUGCCAUGUUCUUUAUUGAUGAGACCUAUGCCACCACGGCCGUCUGCCUCUUGGUCUUUUUGUUCCUGCUGAUUCACUAUCUGAGUCCCCCCAAGCACUGGGGUGACGUUUCGCAAAACUUGAUCUAUCAUCAAGUGCGCAAGUACCUGCUACGUCUCAAGCCCGAGCACAUCAAGUUCUGGAGACCCCAGAUCAUCCUGCUCAUCAAUAACCCGAGACGGCAAACCCGCCUUAUUCAGUUCUGCAACUCGAUGAAGAAGGGCUCCCUCUACAUCCUCGGCCAUGUCAUCGUCACUGACGACUUCACCAUGGGCGUCAACGAGGCCAAGAUGCAACAAACGGCUUGGUCCAAGUACAUCUCCGAAUACUCAAGGAUCAAGGCCUUUGUGCAGCUCGCCAUGUCUCCAUCCAUCACCUGGGGUGUCAGAAACCUGAUCUUGUCUGCAGGCCUAGGGGGCAUGAGGCCCAACAUCGCAGUGCUUGGAUUUUAUAACAUGGAUGACUUGCGCCGCUCCCAGUCCUCCCUCCAGGUUCCUGAGGCGCCCAUCUCCCCCGCAACGGCUGCCCGGACAGACGACAAGACGGAGACUCCGGUCCGCAGGAGGAAGAGAGGAGACACAUCGGCGCGCUUGAUGGAAGGGUCGUUGCCCACCGAUGCGAUCAAGACUGAAGACAUGAUGUCUGCCACGAGUUACAUGACGAUCCUGGAAGACUUGGCUCUGAGGUACCGUCUGAACGUUGCGAUUGGCAAAGGAUUUGAUACGCUUGAAACGCCUCGGAAGGAUAAGACGAACACCAAGAAGUACAUCGACUUGUGGCCUAUCCAGAUGUCUGCUGCGAUUAGUGCUGAUGGUCAGAGCGUUUUGACCACCAAUUUUGACACAUACACAUUGAUUCUUCAGCUUGGGUUCAUCCUUCACACCGUACCCGCUUGGAAAGCAGCACACAAGCUUCGAGUGCUCGUCUUUGUCGAAUACGAAAGCGAGGUCGCCGAAGAAAAGGUCAGACUCAAGACGCUGCUCAACAAGCUCAGAAUCGACGCCGAAAUCUUGGUCUUUUGGCUCGCCUCUGGUGACCUCUCGACUUACGAGACCAUCAUCCAGGGCCAUUACAAGAGUCCAGAGACGGAUAAUGUGGUUAACGAGUGUCUCAAGAACCAAGAAUGGUGGGAGGAUUUGCAAAACUACCGCAGCAGCCGGUCGAUGACGGGCUCACAAGAAUUUGCCUCGAUAUCACACGUCGUUGAAUCUACGUCGGGACGGCCGGGACUCUACAAUCCCCAUGCCCCGCCGCAGGAAGGACUCGAAAGGCGGCGCCAUAGUUUGGCGCAGCUGACGGAACUUCCCAAGAAGCCGACAGUGUCGCAGCUGGUCAAGAUGGGCAUCAGCAUGGGCAUUCACACACAAAACCUGCCCUUUAACGUCUUUGACAGCUCGGACUCGGAUAUUGGCAUUGAUAGCGAUAGCGACAGCGACUCCUCCGGCACGGCUGGCGCAGACGGGACGUUCAAUGACGCGGACAGUGUGGCAAGCGAGGGUGAAGAUGGCACAAGGCGUCCCCUCCUCGCGACAAUCCGCCGGCGAAGAAGCUACGGAGAUGUACUCGCCCCGGCACCAAGAAGCCCAAGGAAAGAGAGGAGGCCAAAGGGUUCGCACUCAUCGACACCGCGGUCUUAUGGGUCAAUAACACCGGUUCCACGGACUGCGAGUGACCUAAGCGUCAACCGACCCAGCAACGGUGGGGAGCGGUCAACAUCGCCCCAAGCCAAGCGUGGGAUCUUGAAGCCCGAAAGACCCCCUUUGGCGCGCCAAGGAUCGACGGCAAUGAGAUUCUCCAGCAACCUCGUCCCUCAGACCACAAUCACCAACGAGGAAGGCACCGGCCCAAGAAUCAUGUUUGCCGAAGAUUCUGGGACACGCAGCCCUGCCUUUUCCCGACAAGGUUCAGUUAUCGGUUUGUCAGCCAGAAUGGCCGAGGAUGCACCGCUUCUCGGAAGCGAUGAUAACGUGGCCGAUAAAAAGGUUGCGUUUGCAGAGGGUAUCAAGUCCCCGGCAAGGUCGCGUCGGAACUCGGCAUCAAAGGGACAGGAUAAUGGUGGCGACGCUUCACUCAACAUUGCCAGCUUGCUCGACUCUUACCAGCUUCCUGACGACGACGCCAGCAACAAUAACGGCUCGAGCUACUCUACUCAGGGGUUGGCUUUGUCAUUCAACGAUCUCCCGAGCCGCGCGCAGCAUUUGAUUCUCAACGAGCUGAUGCAUAAGCAAAGCAAGGACACGGCUGUCUUGUUCACCACACUUCCUAUUCCCGAAGAGAACACCUGUCAAAGUGAGGAGGCGAGUCUGGCAUAUCUGUCUGAUGUCGAGGUGUUGUGCAACGGCCUGCCGCCCACCUUGCUGGUUCUGAGCAACAACAUGACAGUGACCGUCAGUCUUUAG
Molecule: messenger RNA, 3654 nt
Organism: Podospora anserina S mat+
Lineage: Eukaryota; Fungi; Ascomycota; Sordariomycetes; Sordariales; Podosporaceae
Exons: 4
Coding region: 1-3654 (1217 amino acids)
Biological process (GO): potassium ion homeostasis; cell volume homeostasis; potassium ion import across plasma membrane
Cellular component (GO): membrane
Molecular function (GO): potassium:chloride symporter activity
Source: RefSeq, a predicted model, not a curated record